Messenger RNA from Aspergillus aculeatinus CBS 121060, 1259 nucleotides. RefSeq names its product fungal specific transcription factor domain-containing protein. Gene Ontology annotation, cellular component: chromatin. The record is from RefSeq and is a predicted model, not a curated record. NCBI's taxonomy places the organism in Eukaryota, Fungi, Ascomycota, Eurotiomycetes, Eurotiales, Aspergillaceae. The transcript has 3 exons. Gene Ontology annotation, molecular function: DNA-binding transcription factor activity, RNA polymerase II-specific; zinc ion binding; RNA polymerase II cis-regulatory region sequence-specific DNA binding. Bases 25 to 1242 code for a protein of 405 amino acids. Gene Ontology annotation, biological process: DNA-templated transcription; regulation of transcription by RNA polymerase II.
GGGUAUUACUCAUCUGGGUGGCCUAUGGGUAUUGAGCCGGAUAACCAAGGGAUAACUCAUGCAACUCCUGAUGAACCCAAAGAACCCAAAGACAACAUAGUGGGCGAGACUCUCACCCAACGCGCGCAAGAAGUGCUUGAAGCUCUCAGGAGCUUUGCCACCCGCAACCCCUCACGAACCCAUCUGGAUAAUGCCGUCAACCAGAAUCUUUUCUCAGCCGAAAACAUACUUGCAUUUACGCAUCUCUACCUGCAACAUUGCCACCGACAUUGUCCGAUCCUUUACCUCCCAGCAUUGCAGGCUCAAUCUACAACUGUGCCACUGCUAUUGGUCCUUUUUCUAGGCGGCUCGUUACACUCCUAUCCGAGAGAUACUUUUGAUCUAGCCGUGGAUUGUUUUGAUAUUGCCGAGGAAUUUUUGUUCAGCUUGCCAGUAUUUAACCCAGGUCAAAGGAAUUCUCCGUCUUCAGAGGUAGAGGAACACGAGGCACUAAAGGCAGGCGUAAUUCUCUUACACUUGCAAAUCGGGCGCAAUCAACCUGGCAUUCUGCAAAGAGUAAGAUACCAGAGAUUCCCCAUGUUAGUACAUGCCGCGCGGUCCCGAUCCUUUUUUUGUUGUCGGCGCCAUGACGAGUCGCCACGGUCAGCGUGGAAACCUCGGGCCUGCCAGAAGGAGUCAAUGAUCAGAACGGCCGCCUUCAUUCUGCUACUUGACAGCCAGUUUGUAGUAUGUCUACGCUCUCCUCCGAUGAUCACGAUCGCAGAAUCAAAGGCAGAUUUGCCCUGCAACGAGCUCCUGUUUGCCAACUACCAUUCGUCAUCAUGCGCCAACAUCCCACGGUCACCUUCUGUCCCCGAGGUAAUCGAUCUCCUCAUGAAUGGUGCCUGGGACGGACCAAGCCAUCCCGCACUCAACAACCUUGGUGUUUUCGGGCUUUUUACUGUGAUAGCUGGGCUGCACGUGGUAAUAUUCUCGGCCUUUGCAAGCCGGAUGAUGCAAGUACAGUUGCCUUCCCUGGAUCGCGCCUUGUCCAGAUGGAAGCUGCUAUGGGAGAGGCUGAUGUCACGCAUUAGCACCGAAGAGAUGGAGCUGGCCGGCUUCAUGAACCGGGCUAACGAAAUAUGGCUCAUUGCCAAGGUGCUUUUACGCACCGACUCGGACGAAUUUUUCAGCGGGAUUGAAAGUCGGUCGUGGCAGGCUUUCAACCGCCUGCUUCGACGGGUAGGCGAGGUGGCCGAUUGACACCCCUUGUAUAUCGG